AGCGCGACGAUGGCGGUGGGGGAUGGCGACGCCAAGCCGUUGGACCUGUUCCUGUCCAUCGGCUUGGACAGGCGGACGGCGGAGGGUGCCCUCGUUAACCAGAGGGUCACCUCCAACCUCACCGCCGUCAUCAUGGAGGUGUUAAUGGAUGCAGCAAGACGAUAGGAAACCUUCUUUACAUGGUUGCGACCAAGUUCCCUGCAAAUGCACUCAUUCACCGGCCCACUUUAGUCCAGUACAUUGUCUCAUCGAAGGACUUCACAGGAAAUCGUGAUCAGAUUUCACUUGUUUAUGCAGAUAAAGAAUCCUGCCCAACUUGAUGUAGCUUUGUUAUUUGUUGGGGCAAUUGGCCCUGAAAGCUUCAGUUUGGAUGAAUUUGAACAAGCUUGUGGUGUAGUAUUGCAGGAGUUGAUGUUUCUGUUGAAGAAAUUCAUUCAACAGUUGCUGCAGUUCUGGAAGAAAAUAUGGAUGCUAUAUUGGAACAUCGCUAUCAUAUUAAUGAUUAGUUUCUUCUUAUAAAUUAUUGCAUAUUUUACUAAUUGUUAUUUUAUGAUUCUUGUUUUGUGUGUUCGAAAAUAAUGCCAAAGGUCAUUAUAACCAUGGCAUUCAUGCUAAUGCUAUUGUUGUGCCAGCAAGUUCUGAUUCCAUGCAUCUAUGCUUUAUGCUCUAUCAUGUUUAAUCAUUAAUGAUUAUAUAUCUGUUGUGUAUGAUGAUCUGGCAUGUUCUAUUGGUACAUAAAUGCAAGGAGAUGAAUGGAGAUAUAAAGACGUAUUAAUAAUUUUAUAAAAUAACUUUAGAAUACUUGUAUAUCAACGUAAGAAAAAUGCAAAAUUUUACAAGGUGGACUUAGUGAAGGCUGCAAAUUAGAAGGGGACAUAUCUCUCACUCAAUAUUUGAAAUGUAUAAUUUAACGAAUUUAAUCAGCGCAUGGAUUGUAGAACUAUAUCCAGUAGGGGCAUCUGUGUGACAUGAUUUGCGGAGAGUGACAGUCUAGAAAACAGUCACAAUUAGACAACAUACUAUGCAGGCCCUGGCUGCCACGUGCUGGAACACAUGGCAUGGAAGUUCUUUAGCUGAGGGCUGCGCCUGCCUCUUUAGUGAUAAUCUAUUGUCUUUCCAGCAAUUUAAUUAACCUUCAUGAACAAACGAUUAAUUGUUAUUUUACUUGAAAUUCCAUUUUUGCAUUUGCUAGGCAAAAUCUGUUUCAAUUAUUUUAUUGCUUUCAAUUAUUUAGAGUGCUAAUAUGUGUGGUUAAAGUCUUACCUCCUCUUGAGAGGGUUUAAUUAUGUCUAUAAAGGUUUCUGUCACCUGCACAGAUUUUACCGUAAACAUGUGUUAUCAUUUUUUCAACAUUUCCGUCUGUUAGGUCUUCAGUAAUCGUACUAUUUUUGUGAGGAAAUUUAGUGGUCCUACUUUUUGUUAUAUUUUAACCAUAACAAUAAAUGUAGUGAAUAGUUAAUGGAUAUGCUUCAAAUUUGCUGAGCUGUUUGGGACCAAUGAAUUUGCAGUCAUAGUUACUUGGUACUUGGUAGUAUCAAUAGUUAAGGACAUAAUAGUCACAAAAUGAAGCUUAAGAUAAAAGGUGCAGAUUCAUUCUUCUAAUGAAGCCUUGAAUAGGAUUACGUAUAAACUAAGUCUUAUUAGAUUUUAAGAUUGAGUCUAUGGGCCUUGGAAUUAGUUUGUCAUAUCUUUUAAGAUUUUGCAAUAAUAUUAUUUUCGAUAAAUAUGUGAUUACUGUUGAAUAUAAUUUGUGCAGAAUCUGUUAACAUUAGUCUUCUUGGUAGUACAUGCUGUCAGCAUAUGUUAAGCCAUUAAUGGUUUAGUUAGGCACGAUGUGUUUGAUUUUUAUGUAGAAAAUCAUUGGUUCCUACAUUCUGUAAAUUACAGAGGUUUUGUCUAAUUUUCUGUGUUUUAUAUUUGCCAAUGUUCAGAGUCAUAGAAUAGAAUGUUUAACAUAGAGAGGACUGUUUGGAAACAAGGUAAACCAAAACUAGUACAAGUGUAUUAAGAAAAGAAGGUUGUUAGCUGCAGAUGCCAUGUUUUCUCUCCCUGUUCUGUUAAUUCACCAUUCUAUUCUUCCUAGGUCACUUUAAUUGCAGGCCUAAUACCCUGGCUAUGCCUCCAAAAUGCAUGCUACACCAUACUUUUCUUAAAAUUUGUUAUAAAGUGUUACUGAGAUGAAUGCACAACAUAUGUUCUGGUCACUUGCAUCCAGUAGGAUGUUUGGGUCCAUCUGCGCUGGGUUGUUCGCCUGCAUGAUUGCAUUGAAUUUGACUCUUGGGCCUCCUUACAUUAGACCAGAGCCUCGGCCACAAGCCUAGCUCACCUAGGCCUCUAUGCUCCUUGGGCCAGCCCACGUGGGUCUCCCCAUGUCAGGCAUUUUCCUAUUAAUUUGAUUACUCAAAUAUGCUUGACUUUUUCCACCCUGAUGUUAUGGUCACUUUGUUUAAUUCAGUUGGCAAUCUAUGUGGGCAAGUCAGAAAACAACAACCGUGGGCUAAUGCCAAAAUUGUUAAGGAGGUGAUUGAUGAGAAGCUUCAUCGGAUACUUGGGGUAAAAACAGCAGAAGAUGAUAAAAAGCCUUUGAAAAAGCAGCAACAAAAAAUUGUUAAAAUUGAGGAACAAACAGAUGGAGCAAUCUCACCUGUCCUAACAUUGGAAGAGGAAGUUAAUCCUUUCUUGAUAUUUCCAGAACCAGCAGAGAACUAUAAGGUUCAUACAGAGAUUUUCUUUAGUAAUGGAGAUAUCUGGAGGGCUCACAAUACAAAGGAGAAACUAGAGAGACAUCUUAAGGUUACUGGCGGGAGGGUUUUCACUCGCUUCCCUCCUGAACCUAAUGGAUAUUUACACAUUGGUCAUGCUAAGUUAUAUCUUCAGGCACUGUUUAUCAAUUUUGGUUUGGCAGAAGAGAGGGGUGGAUCAUGUUACUUAAGAUUUGAUGAUACCAACCCUGAUGUCGAAAAAAGAGAAUACAUUGAUCAUAUCCAAGAAAACAUCCAAUGGAUGGGUUGGCAGCCUUUCAAGGUUACCUUUACCAGUGACUAUUUCCAAGAACUCUAUGAUCUAGCAGUCAAGCUGAUACACAAAGGUCUAGCUUAUGUUGAUCAUCAGAGCCCUGAAGAAGUCAAGGAGUAUAGAGAAAAGAAAAUGAACAGCCCAUGGAGGGAUAGACCUAUAGCAGAAUCAUUGAAGUUGUUUGAAGACAUGAGGCAGGGCUUCAUUGAUGAGGGCAAGGCAACAUUAAGGCUAAAGCAAGAUAUGCAGAGUCAUAACAAAAAUAUGUAUGAUUUGAUAGCAUAUCGUAUUAAGUUUACUGCUCAUCCUCGAGUUGGUGAGAAGUGGUGUAUAUAUCCUUGUUAUGACUAUUCUCACUGCAUUGUGGAUUCUCUCGAAAACAUUACGCAUUCACUAUGUUCUCUUGAGUUUGAGAUCCGCCGUCCUUCGUACUACUGGUUAUUACUAGCUCUUGAACUUUACCAGCCAUAUGUCUGGGAAUAUUCACGUCUAAAUGUUUCAAAUACGAUGAUGUCUAAGCGUAAGUUGAACCGUCUAGUGAUGGAGAAGUGGGUAGAUGGCUGGGAUGAUCCUCGUUUAAUGACACUAGCUGGAUUACGUCGCCGAGGAGUGUCUUCUACAGCAAUUAAUUCUUUCAUACGAGGACUUGGAAUUACAAGAAGUGGUAAUAGUAUGAUACGUGUUGAUCACCUUGAAUAUCACAUUAGAGAAGAACUCAACAAAACUGCACCUCGAACUAUGGUUGUUUUGCAUCCUCUCAAGGUGGUUAUCACAAAUCUUGAUUCUGGAUUGAUAAUGAAUCUUGAUGUGAAGAUGUGGCCUGAUGCUUCGUCAGAUGAUGUUUCUUCUAAUUACAAGGUUCCAUUUACAAGUGUUGUUUAUAUUGAACAGUCAGAUUUUCGCCUUAAUGAUUCAAAAGACUACUACGGGCUUGCGCCUGGUAAAGCUGUUCUCCUCAGAUAUGCAUUCCCUAUAAAGUGCACAGAAGUUAUCCAUGGAGAUAGUGACACUAUUUUUGAGAUCCAUGCUGAGUAUGAUCCCUCAAAGAAAAUAAAGCCAAAGGGUGUUCUCCAUUGGGUUGCCCAACCUUCUCCUGGUGUUGAUCCUCUGAAGGUGGAGGUGAGGUUAUUUGAAAAAUUAUUCCUUUCAGAGGACCCGGCCGAGUUGGAGGACUGGUUAUCUGAUCUGAAUCCGCACUCGAAGGAGGUUAUUCCAGAAGCAUAUGCAGUUCCAUCUCUUGCUAAUGCUGUGUUAGGAGACAGGUUUCAGUUUGAGAGGCUUGGCUACUUUGCUGUGGAUCCAGAUUCUACCCCGAGCAAGCUGGUCUUCAACAGAACCACUACACUUCGGGAUUCAUAUUCCAAAGGUGCACGCAAGUAAAUCACACCUCCAUAGAUAUAUAUACCCACUGUUUAUGGAUUUACAAACAGUCUAUCUUUAAACAGACCGUAAACUAUUUGUCAAUAAAUAAGUUUUGUCAUGUUGACAUUUGAGUCGUUCA
Molecule: messenger RNA, 4516 nt
Organism: Musa acuminata AAA Group (dessert banana)
Lineage: Eukaryota; Viridiplantae; Streptophyta; Magnoliopsida; Zingiberales; Musaceae
Product: glutamine--tRNA ligase-like
Exons: 22
Coding region: 2407-4395 (662 amino acids)
Biological process (GO): glutaminyl-tRNA aminoacylation; translation
Cellular component (GO): cytoplasm; cytosol
Molecular function (GO): ATP binding; glutamine-tRNA ligase activity
Source: RefSeq, a predicted model, not a curated record